Messenger RNA from Uranotaenia lowii, 1590 nucleotides. RefSeq lists its product as uncharacterized. The coding region runs from base 1 to 1590 and encodes 529 amino acids. The transcript has 2 exons. Gene Ontology annotation, biological process: DNA integration. Gene Ontology annotation, molecular function: nucleic acid binding. The record is from RefSeq and is a predicted model, not a curated record. Lineage: Eukaryota; Metazoa; Arthropoda; Insecta; Diptera; Culicidae.
AUGCCGGCACAGAUGGGUUUCGAUGCUGCAUGGGCAAACUUGGACCAGGUCCGGUUCACCUGCCGAGAGAAGAUUUGUGGACUGCAAAUUGCAAAACUGCGGAUGGUCGGUCUGAUGAUGAAUGACCAGGUUGGAUCGGUUUUGGCAAAGAUGGUCGAUAUGGAAGAUGCACUACUUCGUUGUAAAUGUUGUCUUAAAAGCGAUGAGCUGAACAACUCUAUGUAUACGCUAGUCAAACUAGCUCAAUCUGAACGUUUUGAGGAGGAAAUUUUUGAAAUUCAGCGUAACCAACAAGUAAAAUCUAGCUCCCGCUUGAAGUCAUUAUGCCCAAUUCUAGUGGAAGGAAUAUUGCGCGUUGGUGGCCGGCUGCGAAAUGCGCCAGUAGGCUUCAAUAAACGUCACCCAAUUAUAUUACCAGAUAACCACCCUUUCACCGAAUUAGUAAUGGUUCACUAUCACCACAAACUACUUCACGCUGGACCCCAGCUGAUGAUUGCUUCAGUUCGUGAGCGCUUUUGGCCUCUUCGCAUUAGAAACCUUGCUCGAAAGGUUUUUCAUAACUGCGUGAAUUGUUUCCGUUGCAAACCAGAUGUACAACAACAGCUAAUGGGUGAAUUGCCAAGAGAACGUGUGACACCUGCAUUUCCCUUUCUGCGAACUGGUAUUGAUUAUUGCGGCCCAUUUUAUUAUCGUCCAACUCGUCGUGCUACACCUUGGAAAUGCUAUGUAGCAGUAUUCGUCUGCCUUGUGACAAAGGCCGUGCAUCUUGAAUGUGUGGGAGAUCUAACAUCCGAAGCAUUUGUUGCGGCCCUGAAACGAUUCGUCUCACGUAGAGGUACUCCAGAGCUUAUCGAAUGCGAUAAUGCACUGAAUUUUCAAGGAGCAAAACGUGAACUCGCGGAGCUGGCUAAUCUCCUUCGAUCGCAGCAGCAUCAAGAACUUGUACAUAGAAGCUUUCAAGAGGAUCAAAUCACCUUCAAAUUCAUUCCCCCAAGAUCACCUAACUUCGGUGGUCUCUGGGAAGCCGCCGUCAAAUCUAUGAAAAAACAUCUUCGCUGUACAGUGGGUAACGUCAUCCUCUACCAUGAUGAGUUUGUAACUUUGCUGACCCAAAUUGAGGCUUGUCUCAAUUCCCGCCCACUGACUCAACUAUCAACUGAUCCAAAUGAUUUAGAUGUUCUCACUCCUGGACAUUUUCUUAUCCAUCGUCCAUUGAAAGCUAUCCCAGAACCUAGUCUGGAAGAAAUCUCGUUGAAUAGACUGAACCGCUGGCAGCAGACUCAAGAAUACGUACGUCGAAUUUGGAAGCAAUGGCAAUCCGAAUACUUGUCCGGUCUACAACCUCGCACUCGAUGGACGACACAACGUGACAACAUAAAGGUCGACACAAUGGUUCUACUCAAAGAUGAAAAUCUUCCUCCUCUCAAAUGGAAAUUUGGCCGAAUAACGGAAAUCUUCCGUGGAAAUGACAACAACAUUCGCGUCGUUAAUGUUCGAACGGCUCAAGGGGAAUAUCGGAGAUCAAUUGGAAAAAUUUGCGUUCUACCGAUCCAACAACCUGAGGAAUCGGUUCCCAAAGAAGGCAACUAA